Molecule: messenger RNA, 387 nt
Organism: Triticum urartu
Lineage: Eukaryota; Viridiplantae; Streptophyta; Magnoliopsida; Poales; Poaceae
Source: RefSeq, a predicted model, not a curated record
AUGAGGUGCUUCAGCAAGUGUCGUGCCUCUGCGACCGGGAUCAGGCAAGGUAGAUGGGAAGAAGUGGCGCCCCUCUCCCCUGAGCUCCAGAUCCAUGGCAGCAGCAGCAGCGAGCAGGACAUCCGCGACGUAUAUCCCAAGAAGUUGCCAAACUACAAGGCCAAGCUGAAAAACUUUGAAGAGCACUUGCAUACUGACGAAGAGAUACGCUAUUUUCUUGAGGGCAGUGGAUACUUUGAUGCGAGGGACCAAAAUGAAGAGUGGAUCUGUAUAGCAGUGAAGGAAAGGGGCAUGAUUGUUUUGCCUGCAGGAAUGUGUCACGGAUUCACGUUGGAUAAUGACAACUACAUCAAAGGCAACGGCCUAAAGCAUCUUGGGAUAGAAUAG